AUGGGAAAUGGAGGAAUCUUUAACUGUGCUCGACCCAGUGAAAUUCAAGGCAUCGCAUCUACGAAUGUACCAGCAUACACAAAUCGAAGAACUUCUCCGUCUCAUGCAAACUAUCUUUAUGGUGUAUAUACUGGUGUUAAAUGGCAAUGUGUAGAAUUUGCUCGUCGAUGGCUCUUACUACGUAAGAGUUGCAUUUUUUCAGAUAUAUACAUUGCUUCUAACAUUUGGAUACAUAUAACCUAUGUUGAACGUGUUACCGAUGGUAAAAAAUUUCGAUUAAUUCCUCAUCGAAAUGGUUCGAAGAAAAAGCCAAAAAAAGAUUCAUUUCUUAUUUAUCCACGUAGUCGACGUAUGCGCGUUGGACAUAUUGCUGUUAUCACAGAUGUUGAUGAAAAUUAUGUUUAUAUUGCUGAACAAAAUCAUAAGUCUCAUUAUUGGUCCGCUGAUUAUGCUCGUCGAGUGCCGCUCACUUUUAUAGAUGGUGGUUAUUAUAUCAAUGACAAUUAUGAUCUAUACGGAUGGAUGGAAAUUGAAGACAGCGAUCAAUUACAACCAUUGAAUGAAUCAAGUAUUCAACGAAUUUUAAAAACAUAUCAGAUAUAUCACGGAUAG
Messenger RNA from Rotaria sp. Silwood1, 612 nucleotides. NCBI's taxonomy places the organism in Eukaryota, Metazoa, Rotifera, Eurotatoria, Philodinida, Philodinidae. The record is from the annotation of a GenBank genome assembly.